GCCAUAUCGCCUUCGAACUUUUAGUUAUCUUCUACUAGACUCUCAUGCAAACCACACCCCUUUCGUCAUGAGUCAGGAGUAUUUCCCCGGCAUGGGCGGUUCCUCGGCCGGUGAGGGUUCGUCCAGACAUGCUCCCGACGAGUCUUCACAGAACCCUGCCCUUCCGAACGCCCCGCCCGCGUACAUGACCGUCGGCAAUGGUUCGACUUCGGAGAGCGCCACGCGCCUGAUGGCUUCGUUGGAGGAGGAUUCCGGUUACGGUGGUAGCAUCGCGAGUGGCAGCGUCAUGGAUGGAAAUGGUGGCGGUAGGAUCAGGUCGGAGCUGUUGGAAGACCGACCAACCCCGAUGCAUACCCCAUCGUACCCGGGGUAUUACAAUGAAGCUGCCGAACACGAGAGACAGGUGGUGGCGAGUCAUGUUCAUCAAUUACAAUACAAUCAAAACAGGACGAAGCUCGGUCGAGCGAUCUCGCGCACCAUCGAAACACUGAAGGAACUCCAGGAUAUGAAUCGCCAGUGGCCGGCCCACUAUCCCUCCGUCCAGAACCCCGAUCCCUCGCGACCUACAUUGCAACACACCCAGUCGUUCGGCUUGAAUAAUGAGGAGGUGGAGGAUCCCCGGCCCGGCAUGAUGAGACGUGCGGCGACGAUGCCUACCAACGAUGAAUUGGCGGAAUCCAGUUCCACCGCGGAGCGUCGAACCACCCCCGAGCCGAGGCUGAUGAGCCCGCAGAUCGCACAGGAGUUCUCGAUUUUGAAGUUGGAUUUAAAGCUUGGUGCUUUGUCUCAGGCCGAGCUGGUGCAUUCCUUGGAAAAGUCGUCUAUCGCCUCUCUCCUGGACGGAAAAAUCAGUCAAAGUGUCAAGCACCUCCUUUCGUUGCGCGACAGAAUCGAGGAUACGUCGAGUAAGGUUCUGAUCACCGGUGACCUGAACGCAGGAAAGUCAACCUUCUGCAAUGCUUUGCUGCGGCGCAAGGUGCUUCCGGAAGAUCAGCAACCCUGCACCAGUAUCUUCUGCGAAGUUCUGGAUGCUCGAGAGAACAGCGGGCUUGAGGAGGUGCAUGCCGUGCACAAGGAAAAGCAGUACAAUCGCAACGACGAGAGCACCUACGACGUGUACCCCUUGAAGGAGCUGGAGAACAUUGUGAUCGACAACUCUCACUACAUGCAGUGCAAGGUUUACGUGAAGGAUGUGCGAACUAUCGAUGAAUCUCUAUUGAACAACGGGGUGGUUGAUAUUGCUUUGAUUGACGCCCCUGGCCUGAACUCGGACUCUUUGAAAACCACGGCAGUUUUCGCUCGGCAGGAAGAGAUCGACGUCGUUGUCUUUGUGGUUUCUGCCGCCAACCACUUUACGCUCUCCGCCAAGGACUUCAUUCACAAUGCUGCGCAUGAGAAGGCUUACAUGUUCAUGGUAGUCAACGGCUUCGAUCAAAUCCGGGACAAGCAACGAUGCGAACGGAUGAUCCUGGAUCAAAUCAACAAACUCAGCCCUCGUACAUACAAGGAAGCUGCAGAACUCGUUCACUUCGUUUCCAGUAAUGCUGUUCCAGUUGCCCCUCCGAUGUCCGUCGAAAGCUCCGGCGGUGGUGGUGGCGGCGGCGGAGACUCCGAUCCGCAUGACGAUGACGACGAUUCAAACGAUAAAAAGGGAAAAGGAAAGGACAAAGGAAAAGAGAAGCAGAAGAUUCAAGACUUUGAAAACCUGGAGAGCUCGCUACGACGGUUCGUUCUGGAGAAGCGUUCCCGGUCGAAGCUUGCUCCCGCCCGGACUUACCUUCUCAACUUGCUUGCGGACCUGAACUCGUUGGCCGGGGUCAAUCGCGAUGUCGCUCAAGCUGAGCUUAAGCGUGUCACAGAAGAACUCGCGGAGCUUGAGCCGGCCUACGAGGACGGUAAGAAGAAGAAGGUUGAGCUUGAUGUUCAGGUUGAUAAAUGCAUCGAUGAUUCCUGCGACGACGUCUAUAACCAUACCCGCACCACCCUUUCCGACACCAUUGCUCGUGUAUCUGAUGCCGAUCUUGGUGUCGAAUACCCCGGGUUCCUCUCCGCGUUCCAAUAUGCCGAAGAUUUGAAGGUGGCCAUGCUGGAGCAAAUUGCAUCCUCAGUCUCGAACUGCGAGGACUAUGCGCGUGACAGGACAGUCAAGGGAGUCGGUUUCAUCCAGAACAUCGGUCUCCUACAUGUCGGGGAAGACAAGUUCGCUCCCCUCCAAUUCCGCGCUGACAUGAUGUUCCGUCGCGGUCGUCGUCAUACAUUUGCCCGGCAGGUCGACACGGAAGUCGAGCUGUUGGAUUUCUUCGAUAUCUCUGGCCUCUGGGAGCGCCAGGAGAAGAUGGCCGGAACGGGCAUGGCUAUGACCGCUUUGACUGUUGUUGGAGGCAGAGCUCUGGGUGGAGUCAGCUGGAUCGAUAGCAUGUUCAGUGCUGUCAAGAUUCUUGGACCUAACAACGUGCGACGUCUGUUCUUCCCUGGCGUGGUCGCUGCUGCCCUUUUGACCGCUGCAUACAUGGUUUCGCAAAUCCCAAGCACCCUGCCACCCCGCCUCUCUCGCAAGCUUGCCGUCAAACUUUCUGAAAUGGACUACGUGCACUCCAACGCGAACCGCAUCUCAUCAGAAGUCCGCCGCAUUCUUCGCCUACCCGCCGGCAACCUCCAAACCAGCCUCGCACAAGGCAUUGAGGACCUUGGAAAACGCAAGCAGGAAGUCAGCAAGACGAAGCACGAGAGCGAAUCUGCCAGCAAAUACUUCGUCAACCUCUUCCGCGAAAGUGGCGAAAACAGAACCUCUGUUGACUCCAUAGACCUCGAUGCCCCAUUGCCCGGGGGCAUGGCGGCUCACGGCCUAUGAUAGCACAAAACCGAUGACGACGAUGCUGUACGAAGACCUUUGCUGUUUUGAUGGAUUGGUGGUUUGCGUUGUUUCUUUAAAACUAUCCCCAUGUAUCACCAUUCUUUUUUUCAUCCUUACCCACCCCUCCCUACCCUUCUUCUCUCCAGUCAGGGUCACUGUUACAUUCUCCUUUCUUUUCCUUUUGUUUCUCUUUAUCUUUCAAGGGUUGUUUUUCAUACACUUGUUUCUUUGGCUAUGUUCUCAGAGACGUGAUGUAUUCAGCUUCUUCAAUAAUUCGAUAUCCCACAUGGCGUGCGUUGGUGUGUUCGCUGGUAAUAUUACUAUAAUCUUUU
Messenger RNA from Aspergillus steynii IBT 23096, 3186 nucleotides. RefSeq names its product mitofusin. Gene Ontology annotation, molecular function: GTPase activity; GTP binding. Lineage: Eukaryota; Fungi; Ascomycota; Eurotiomycetes; Eurotiales; Aspergillaceae. The transcript has 4 exons. The coding region runs from base 68 to 2851 and encodes 927 amino acids. The record is from RefSeq and is a predicted model, not a curated record. Gene Ontology annotation, cellular component: mitochondrial outer membrane. Gene Ontology annotation, biological process: mitochondrial fusion.